CACACAGUGCUUGAGAUAGGAUCGGCCAUGGCAGUGACUGACAGUGAGCCAAACUUCAGAGCCAGGGCAGUUGCAUUGGGAUUGGAUGAGCCAACAAUCAACUCUCUGUGUACCAAUGGCAUCAAUACCAUUGCUAAGUUUGCUUUCUCCAGCUCUUAUGUUCCUGGCGCUGCGGAUGAAGGACCAUUUACGGAUGCUAUGGCUACGGCUCUCGGCGGCGCUCCCAAUAUUGGAACACUUGCCACGCUCAGGCGGUUGCUCCAUGAAUCCUUCGCCAUGACUAGUGCUGAGCUCAAAGCAUCGGUGGAGCGUGUUGAGGAUGCUCCUCCCAAGAGGCUUGCUCAGCCCGAAAGGGCGGACCGUUUGCAACGCCAGAAGCUCAAGUUGACCGGCCUUAGGAUUGAGGGUAAGCUCGAACCGAGUGAUCGGUUGAUUGAUAUUGCAGUUGGGAUGUACGAAGACAAUCGCUUGACUGAUUUGGACCCUCAGAAAUGUACAUCCAAAGAGCAAGAGGUUGUCAAUGCAUCGGGUAAGGACGACAAGCACAUUGCAAUUGAUUCAUCAGGUUCUGUGAGAGUGCGCGACAAACUUGGUAAGCUGGACGCUGACAUUAGCAGUGACAUGUUUCUACGACUUGCACUGAUGCGGCGUGGGCUCGCCCUUGAUCAGGCAAACAUUCUGGAUUACCUUGUUCACGAUCUCUGGGUUGAACGCAUCUUUGAUGUGCGAACGUCGGAUCAGCCGGAUGGAUACAGCCAAGUUUCGCACCAGCAGGUCAUCAAUGCAGACAAACGUCUUUUUGUGAAGCUUGCGGAGAUGACGCGCGGCGGUAUCCAAUUGCAGGCAUCAGGGAGGCCCACUGACUCUGCUUUCAGAAGAGCGAUGGAACAUCCGGACGUCAACCACUUGUUGCAGCCAUUGCCCAAGCGCUUGGUGGAAUCCAGUCCGUCGAAGAGACCAGCAGAUGUUCCAGACGCAUCUAAGUAUCCGGCCAGGUUCCAGAAGGGCAAAUCCAAGGGCAAAGGUGGUGCAGGGUCGCGAACUGUGCGUAUGCCAGAAGCUCUUCGCGAUGGUACUCCCAGUACCAAGGCUGGCAAUCCCGUAUGUUUCGAUCACAAUCUGGAUGGUUGCCACUUGCCAGUGCAACAGAACCGAUGCAGGAAGGGCUUGCAUGUUUGCUGCUUCCGGAAUUGUGGGAAGAUGGACCACACGUAUAAGACUUGCCCCUUGCGGGGGCAGGCGCAAUCCUGACUAAGGAAAUAUGAUGGUGCAUGGAAUUCAGGUGGUCGUGAAGAACAUGGCCAACUCCAGAAGAAGCCCAAAUUGCAUGGGCCUGCUCCAGGAGAGGACUUGAGCACGGGCUUUGCGGAGCCGGCCAAUAAGGCUCGUGAACCAAAGCUGGUGCCUUUGAUUCUUGAAUUGUGUGCAGGGUCUGCCAUGCUCAGCAGAUGUUUCAAAGACAGUGGAUUCGAUAUUCUUGCGGUGGACCAUUCUAAGAAUCGCUUCCUGCCAAUGGCACGAAUCUGUCAGGUCGAUUUGCAAAGCAGCAUGGUUGGGACUUCCUCAACUAUGUCAUCAAGUUUCACAAUGUUGUUUUUGUGCAUGCUGCCCCGCCUUGUGGUACGUGUUCCCGAGCCCGUGAGAUCAAGCUUGCCGGACAGUGUCCCCAACCUUUGCGAAGUGAAGCCCAGCCGUGGGGCCUUCCCGACCUGGCCCCAGGUGACCAGGCAAGGGUUGACAGCGCAAACUCCAUCUACAAAGGACUUGGCACGUUCCUUGAAGCUUGUUCGCUUGCCAACAUUCAUUGGUCCGUGGAGAACCCUGAGAGGAGUUUGUUGUGGUCAAUCCCUCCAAUUAAAGCGCUUGGUGCCAAAGCUUGUUUUUAUCUGUUCCAGGGUUGUGCAUGGGGCGGGGAUAGACCUACCAGGAAAGCCUUCCUUUCCACCCUGCCUGGGUUUUGCCAGCUGCAAGCCGCUUGCCCUGGCCUGUCCCAGCAUCAUGUGCGCAAGCCUUAUGGUAGGACUCGAUCCUCAAGUGGUGAGGUGCAAUAUGCAACUGCCGAAGAGGCUGCUUAUCCUAAGCCGCUGUGCACUAAGAUUGUCAGCAUUGUGCAACAGGGGCUUAACUUGUUUCCCAUGCGUGUGGUUUUGUCCGACGGGCCCUUGACCGCCAAUAUUUCUGGGAAUCUUGGAAGCCACAAACAGCCCCGGGGUCGCAAAGUCAAACCAUUGUUGUCUGAAUUUGCUCACGUGCACCACGUUGAAACAAGCAAACCUUUGUCCUUUGAUGCCAAGAAUUGCCUUGUGUGUGCCUGCCCUCCUGCCCCAGCAGGAGCAAAACUAGUUGCACUAAAUGAGAAAAAGGGAAAAUCUGGUGCAACUGAGUUGCGGCUGUACUCACUAGGUGUGUACCGAGAGCCUGAGCAGUGGAUUGCAGAUGCUGUUUCCAUCCAGCAUCCUUUCGAUUGUUUUCAUGCUGUUCCUGAUGACCUCUUGAGGGUAGUCUUUGACAUGUUGACCUUGGAACCGUUCGUGGUCAUCCAGAACAGGGCUGAGAAGUUGUCGCAAUGGUUAAGCUGGUCUGACGAGCUUCGUGACAGGGAAAGCGCACUCGCAACUUGAACCGGGGGUGGCUGCCAUCCUGGAGGGCAAGAAGUUGCUCCUUCUUGAGCGAAUUGCUGCAAGCUUGAACUGGCCUGACAUGGCAAUUUUCCAGGAAAUCCGCGAUGGGUUCAAGUUGGUAGGGCUACAGCCACCGUCGGGUAUCUUCAGUAUUGAGCCGCGACCAUCGGCCUUCUCUGCUGCUGAGCUUGAUGAUGCUGGCAAAUUCUUGAGGCCUGCCAUCCUGGGCAGGCUCAAAGGCUUGGCCAACGAUGAGGAUCAAACGGCUUUGUGGGAUAUUACGUUGCAGGAGUCGAACAAUAAGCACUGGAUGGAUGGCCCACUCAGUUUGCCGGAGGUGGAAGCGCGUCACGGUACGUCUUGGAUCCCGGUGAGGAGGUUCGGUGUUUGGCAGAGUUCUGGAACAAAGAUCAAGCUCAGGCCAAUUGAUGAUUAUUCUGAAAAUCGCGUCAAUGGUGCGUUUGCAUACUCCGACAAGCUGGAGCUGAAGGCACUUGACCAGAUAAUUUGGAUGGCAGCGGCAAUUACGAGAUCUUGCCGGUGCGGCACAGCAUCCUUUGUGCUAUCAACGGGUGAGAAGCUGGAGGCGCCCGUUUCAAGGACCCUUCUGGAGGACGAGCUGUGGGAUCCCGUUGCAACUGUGCUGGACCUUUCUUCUGCAUACAAGCAAUUUGCAAUACACCCUAAUGACAGGAGGUAUUCCAUCAUUUGCAUGACGAUGCCGAGUACAAAGGAGGUACGCUGCUUCGAGGGGAGGGUUUUGCCCUUCGGCGCCACUGCGAGCGUGGUACACUUCAACCGGAUCUCCAGGUUGAUUCACCGCAUUGGACUGGAGCUGCUACUUCCCUGGGGAUGCUACUUUGACGACUUCCCUUUGCUGUCGGUCCAUGGGAUUGCAGGGAAUACUCAUGACUGUGCGACUAUGCUGAUGCGGCUCCUUGGGUUCAGUUUUUCACAAGAGAAGCUCAAGCCCUUUUCCAAAAAGGCUGUCGUGCUAGGGGUAGAAAUUGACCUGGAGGAUGUUCGGGACAGAGGAGUCUUAGUUCGCAACAAACCUGGCCGUCUUGAAGAAGUGGAAGGUGUUGCUGCCAAGCUCCUGGAAGGUGACCAGAUCUCGAAUGCGGACUGCAGCAAACUCUUGGGUCGUUUGCAGUAUGCUGAGGGGCAGGUCAUGGGUCGUGUUGGGAAGCUGGCCAUGGCCGAGUUGCGUGAAACGUUCAAGGGGUGCCAACGCUUGAUCGCUCUCAGCAAAUCUGCAAAGGAGUCUUUUAGAGGACUCUUGAAUAGACUGAUGAGUGGUGAUCCUCGACAGGUACCAUGUUCGCCGCCCACUAUGCCAAUUGUGGUGUACACUGAUGGUGCAAGUGAUGAGGGCAUUCAUGCUGUGGGAGGUCUCAUCUUUGCUCCAUUUUUAGACCGUCCCCGUUUCUUUUCUGUACAUGUGCCACGGAAACUGACGGACCAUUGGCUGGAGACGAUGAAGCACAUCAUUGGUCCAGUUGAGCUGUAUGCCGUUGUUGCAGCACGUUACAUUUGGAGACACAUACUUGUCAAGGCCAAAGUCAUUUGGUACAUUGACAGCUUUGUUGCAAUGGAUGCUUGCAUAAAGGGUGUGUCGUCGAACGAAAAGAUGAGGCGUUUGCUCUUGGCAUGGGAAGAAGCGGAAGCCUUGGGCCAUGUGUGGUCUUGGUUCACUCGUGUUCCUUCGAAAUCCAACCCGGCUGAUGAGCCUUCCCGAGGGUGUCUUGAUGGCCUGAUUGCAAAGCUUGGCGCAGAACGUGACACGGGUUCUUGCCCGCUUGGUGGUACUCCUUUGCAGCCACUUGACACUUUGUAAGUAAUGAAAGUGGGAGGAGGUGGCAAAGCGUCAAGUGCCUGAGGCACAUGAUGAUGGUCACUCCCCAUGAUGGAAAAGUGUGUUGCAUUCACAAGGGAAGGCAUUCACCUUGCAAAGUGGCUGAAUCUUGUCUUUGUGAGAUAGGUGCACUUUGCACUGUUUGGGUUCCCUACUCGGUUCCUGUCGUUGGGAAACCCUCUCCCCCUGUUUGCGU
Molecule: messenger RNA, 4672 nt
Organism: Effrenium voratum
Lineage: Eukaryota; Dinophyceae; Suessiales; Symbiodiniaceae
Source: the annotation of a GenBank genome assembly